This is a messenger RNA of Parus major (Great Tit), 1401 nucleotides long. RefSeq names its product Bardet-Biedl syndrome 10 (gene BBS10). The transcript has a single exon. The record is from RefSeq and is a predicted model, not a curated record. The annotation marks the transcript as partial. Gene Ontology annotation, biological process: chaperone-mediated protein complex assembly. Lineage: Eukaryota; Metazoa; Chordata; Aves; Passeriformes; Paridae.
GCCGUGCCCGGCCUGCCCCUGGCUAGCUCCAGGGUCCUGCCCGGCGUCGUCCUCCGCAGGGACUUCGCUGCCUACUGCCCGACGGACGGGGAGCUGCGGGCCCUGCUCGUCACCGAGCCCCUACGGCCCGCCCUGACGGCCCCCGGUGUCGAGUUUGUUGUAGACUCCGAAGGUCAGUAUCAGGCUUCCCUGCGCUGGAUCGCUAAGAGGACAGAAGCCUUAAUGAAACACUUACAGAGUAACAACGUUAAGCUGUUACUGUCGAGCGUGAAGCAAGAAGAAGUAGUUAUCUACUCUGCCAAAUUAUAUGGUGUGUCUGUGGUAGAGUGCUUGUCGUCGGAAGAAAUGGCCCUUAUCAGUGAAAUCACCGGUGUGUCCCCUUCUGCACCUUUUAGUGAUAACACGGACAGAGAAAUAACCGAAACUGCCGUAGUGACGUUUUGCCAGCCCUUGCUGCUCGCCUCCAAGAGAUGCGUGCACAUCGGCUUCACCAGUGUGUGUGCCUUCCAGCCCCAUUGCCUGAUCCUCUGUGGGCCGGUCGAUGGCGUUAAUGAGCAACAUGCUGCUGCUUUGCAGGAGGCGUUCACCAUGCUGCAGCAGCUGUUUAAAACAGUUGAUCAGAGGGAAGAGGGAUGGAAAGCAGAAGGUGGAAGCCAGAGCGAAGCCUCGCAUAUUUGCACUUGGCAUUCUUCAGCUACUCAGAAACAAGUGGUGAUAGAAAAUACUUGUAACCAGGUUUCUGAAUGUCAGCUGAAAGCACUUAGUGAUGAAACAGAGAGAAAAAUCUUAGAAAGUGAUCUGCUGGUCCACAAUCGAAUGACCCACAGUGCUCUUGUGUCAGUGGCACACAACACUGAUACAGUCACUGCGUGUGAGGGCCUGGAUGUUGGCAAAGGUCUAGAGAAGGCGUGUUGCCAUGUGGUUCCAUUUAAACAGGAGGAGAGUUGUGCAGGUAUUGCACAGGAUUACUCCAAUUGCCUCAUAGAAGCAGGAUCAGUUUUGCCAGUAGGAGGUUACUUUGAAAUCUUGUUGCAUUAUUAUAUUCAGGAUUAUGCAAAACAGUGUCAGCAGUCAGAGGUAAUCAUUGUAUCUAACACAGUUGCUGAUGCUUUGCUAAGUAUUCCCAAGGCCUUGUACCAGACUGCAGAACGAGAUGGCUUUACCAAAUUCUAUCUUGAAGCCGUUAAUUUACUCCGAAAAAAUCAGCCACUGCCUGUAAACGAUGAAGGCUUAGAGUCAGUGUAUUGCAAAUACCAGUUAGUCAUUUCAGUUCUUCAUUGUGUUACAGAGCUUCUCUCCAUAGACUUAGUAAUUGGUAUUAGGCGGCCGCUCCAAAAAAUUGAGGAUCGUGACUCAGAAGAUGACUCCUGAAAUCGUUAAUAAAGAAUUAUUUUGAUGAUC